AUGGCAACACCACUAACAUCUCACCUCCAAACUCUCCACCACUCUUUCUUCCACUCCGCCACGCGACACCCCUUUCUCCGCGCCGCCGGAACCGGCACCCUCCCACCCCGCAUCCUCUCAUCCUGGCUCUCCCAAGACCGUCUCUACGCGCAAUCCUACAUUCGCUUCAUCGGCUCCCUCCUGGCAAAACUCCGAUUACCCUCUCACAACCCCGACCCUGCGAAGUCAUCGCAUGCAACCGCGGAGGGGCGCGCGGUGGACGUACUGAUCGACGCGCUGGUGAAUAUCCGCAGGGAGUUAAAGUUCUUCGGUGAUGUUGCGGCGGAGUAUAAUUUUGAUCUUGAGGCAUUGCCGGUAGAUUUUGAGGCGGAGGAUGUUGGUGCGAAGGUGUUUGGGCCGAAUCCGAUAACGCAUGCGUAUAUCGAUCUGUUUAUGUCGGCUUCCAGCCCUGCGACGACUGUGUUGGAAGGGAUGGUUGUGCUUUGGGCGACGGAGAUUUGCUAUCUGCGGGCAUGGCAGUAUGCUUCUUCCUUAUCCUCUUCUGUUUCUUCGCCUCCUGAGAGAGAUCAAGACGGAGGCGCGCUUCGGAAACAGUUUAUUCCCAAUUGGACGGAUCCUGAGUUUGAGGCAUUUGUGCAUAAGAUUGGGGAUGUCGUUGAUGAGAUGGCGGGCUUGGUCAAAGGGAAUGAGUCGAGGGAGGAUGUUCUGGGGAGAUGUGCGUUUUGGUGGAGACAGGUAAUUUGGUUGGAGGAGAGGUUUUGGCCGGCUGUUGAACAAUCAUAA
Messenger RNA from Aspergillus ruber CBS 135680, 783 nucleotides. Its product is annotated as putative transcription regulator PAB1642. The record is from RefSeq and is a predicted model, not a curated record. NCBI's taxonomy places the organism in Eukaryota, Fungi, Ascomycota, Eurotiomycetes, Eurotiales, Aspergillaceae. The coding region runs from base 1 to 783 and encodes 260 amino acids. The transcript has a single exon.